UCUGCAGAGCGAGCAGAGGCGCAGACAGGCAGCUGCUGAACACAGGCCAGAACAACAUUAAAUAACAUCUCACACACAUACACAGGUGUACACAGGUGCACAGAGGGACCCUGCACACACACACACACACACCCCCACACACCCCCAUCAUGGCGCUGAUCCCCUCGCAGGUGCUCCGGGUCGCCAUCCUCCUCUCCUACUUCUCCAUCCUCUGCCACUACAAAGCGCUGGACAUGCCGGCGCACCAGACCUAUGGAGGCAGCUGGAAGUUCCUCACCUUCAUCGACCUGGUGAUCCAGGCGGUGUUCUUCGCUCUGUGCGUCCUCAUCGAUGUCUCCAGCCUGCUGACUAAAGGAGCCGACAGCAUGGAGCAGGAGAGGCAGCUCAGGAAGCUCAUCGGCCUGAGAGACUGGAUGAUGGCCGUGCUGGCCUUCCCUGUGGGAGCGUUCGUGGUGUUCACCUUCUGGUCUCUGUACCUGUACGACAGAGAGCUGGUUUACCCCCGCCUGCUGGACAACUUCAUCCCUCAGUGGCUCAACCACGGCAUGCACACCACAGUCCUGCCCUUCAUCAUCAUCGAGAUGCGGACGACCCGCCACCGAUACCCCAGCAGGUUGUGGGGUCUGGCCGCUGUUUGCUGCUUUGGCAUCGGAUACAUCCUCUGGACGUGUUGGGUACAGCAGGUGACGGGCGUCUGGGUUUACCCGGUCCUUGAACGCAUCACUCCUCUGGCUCGGAUCCUGUUCUUCAGCGCGAUGACCGUCGUGAUCUGUGUUUUCUACACACUCGGAGAAAUCCUCAACACCUACAUCUGGGACCAGGCACACACAGGUAAAGUGAAAGGUGAGUGAUCUCCUCCAGAGGGCGAGUCGACCCCCCCCCCCACCGGGACAGCACAAGAACAGAAAACAAGCGACCUCUCUGGAAGUGGAAGAAAAAUAAACAUUUACCUUUGGACUGAAACACAACAAACAACACCAUAGAAGUAGAUAAAUAAACAGCUAAAUGUAAAUACAGAAGAAGAAGAAGAAGAAGAAGAAGAAGAAGAAGAAGAAGAAGAAGAAGAAGAAGAAGAAGAAGAAGAAGAAGAAGAAGAAGAAGAAGAAGAAGAAGAAGGGAACGAAGGAAGACGCCGCUUUUGUUUUAUCAUGUUUGUGUUUGUUAGUGGCUAAAACAUCGUGACACACACACACACACACACACACACACACACACACACACACACACACACACACACACACACAUUUACAGUACGUGUUAUCUACUUUUCUGGUAUGAAAAGUUAUUAUCUAAUGAGACACACUAGAUGUACUGAAAGAAGUUAAUGUUGGUACAAAAUCAAUAAAUUUGAGUGGAAACUU
This is a messenger RNA of Trematomus bernacchii (emerald rockcod), 1361 nucleotides long. RefSeq names its product androgen-induced 1 (H. sapiens) (gene aig1). The transcript has 6 exons. Bases 150 to 851 code for a protein of 233 amino acids. The record is from RefSeq and is a predicted model, not a curated record. Lineage: Eukaryota; Metazoa; Chordata; Actinopteri; Perciformes; Nototheniidae. Gene Ontology annotation, cellular component: endomembrane system; membrane.